Messenger RNA from Penicillium cataractarum, 414 nucleotides. RefSeq lists its product as uncharacterized. The coding region runs from base 1 to 414 and encodes 137 amino acids. The record is from RefSeq and is a predicted model, not a curated record. The transcript is spliced from 2 exons. Lineage: Eukaryota; Fungi; Ascomycota; Eurotiomycetes; Eurotiales; Aspergillaceae.
AUGGGCCUCAUCAAGACUGGCUUGACUCUAGCUGGUGGCUAUGGCCUUAUCAAGGCUGCGUCAAAGGCUGUCAAUGACUACGAAGUUAAAAAGCAGCGGCGUUCAAACCAGCCUCAAAACCAGCAUCAACAACAAUACCCUGGCCAUGAGCCACAGAUGGGCUAUAUGCAAGGGAACCAGACAUACCAUAAUGCUUCUCAACCGCAAUGGUCCUCGUCGACCGAGCCUCAGUACCACCACGGGAACCAUACCAGCAACAAUCUUUCCCGAGAGGUACACCCCCGCAUUGUUGGAGACAAUUCGAGGAGCUAUGCGAAGGCGCCUCCUCCAUAUUAUCAGGGUCAGGUUUUUGAGAGGCAGGGUGAUGCCCAGCCUGGGUCGGCCCAAGAAUACUAUUCUGGAAAGAAAUUAUGA